AUGUCGCAAAUCCUACACAAAGCCGAGAGCGCCAUCACCAGCCACAAAAAUGAAGCAAAAGAUCAUAAUGCGGACCAAGGUGGGUCUCAUGGGUCGAAGUUAGCAAACAAUUUGGAUCCUCGACUUCAUACCAGCCAUGGCCACUACGAGUCUGAGACACCGAGAAGCGCUGUUUCAGAUAAUGCAGGAGCUGCAGAGGGCUCAGAUAAGUCCUAUCCUGAGGAUGUCAUGACGGAUGGGAUUGUCGGAGCCCAUCAUGAUGAUUCUGAUGUCAGCAAGGAGAUCGAGCAGCGUGCUGUCCCGGAAGAUAAAAACCAUCAUGAUGAAUUGCAGGAGGCUAAAUCUUGGAGGCCAACUAAGCAGGAUAGAUUAGUUGGGCAUUGA
Penicillium angulare is the source of this 384-nucleotide messenger RNA. RefSeq lists its product as uncharacterized. The coding region runs from base 1 to 384 and encodes 127 amino acids. The record is from RefSeq and is a predicted model, not a curated record. NCBI's taxonomy places the organism in Eukaryota, Fungi, Ascomycota, Eurotiomycetes, Eurotiales, Aspergillaceae. The transcript is spliced from 2 exons.